Mycena indigotica is the source of this 1095-nucleotide messenger RNA. RefSeq lists its product as uncharacterized. The record is from RefSeq and is a predicted model, not a curated record. The coding region runs from base 1 to 1095 and encodes 364 amino acids. The transcript is spliced from 5 exons. Lineage: Eukaryota; Fungi; Basidiomycota; Agaricomycetes; Agaricales; Mycenaceae.
AUGGUGAAGACGUUCCCGGUCGUCAAUCAUGUGUUCGAUACCUCCAUUCUACCAGAUUCCUCGUCGACUAGCUCUAUGUUCCUGUCCUCGUACAACCGUGUUGUCUCUGCUGAAAAACAAGCUCUGCUCGACCAUGCCGCUGCCCCUAGCCAAAACACCAAACGUGACAUCGUGAUGGCUCGUGUACUAGCUUUUCUCCAUAUCUCGCUGCACCGUAUGCAACACGCCAUGGGCUUACAGCCCCUCCAACACCUGGAUAAAGAGAUAUCUUCCGCGUCAGGUGACCCCUUUCUCUAUGAUCUUGGAGAACAAUAUGUCACAUUCCUUGGAGUGUUUCGUACCUAUAAACUGACGCCAGUUCCCUCCAAGUUCAGCUCUCGUGAACCGUUCGACGAUAUGCUGGAGGCGCAACCAACUAUUUACGUGGAUCCAUGGCUCGCUCGAGAUAAUUUUCAGUGUAUCAUUUCCAAUGGAUUCGAUCUUGAUUCCUUGAAAACGUCUCCUGACCUCGUCGAGCUGAUGAAGGAGAGCCAUGGUUAUCCUGUCUCUGUUCGAGGCUGUUGCAUUUUCGACCAUGCAAGGCUGUAUGGUUUCGAACGCGAUGACGGCAAGCAUAUGGGUGGGACUUCUGCUCUGGCACUUUUACGGUCAUUAGGGAUGAAGGACAUCGUUGAUCGAUUUUCUGUGACUGGCCUGCAUCAGUUGGGUGUCCACAACCUUAUCAAUGUCGUCUCGAUGCAGCCCAACGUUGCCGCACUCUUUCACACAUUGAAUCUGGUCCUUGAACCGGUGGCCGGUGAAGAGAAUGCAUAUGACAUAGUCUGUGCCGAACCCAAUUUGCUACGUGGCCUCGCGCAUGUGUUCGACCGAGUCACCUUCCAGAAUCAUGCUAAGGAAAACCUGUCCCUCCCCGAUCCUCGACUCUUGGCUCUCCAUGCCGUGUGUGCUCGUGUAGUGCAUAUGUCUGGAGCAGCGGAUGUUUGGCCGCACCCUCGCGAUGAUGAUGAUGAAGAUCUGUUGGUUUUGGAACCAGACGGUACCUCAAUGGACAUGCUCUAUGCUAAACUUGCUCCUUUUGUAAUCGUAGAGGCAUAG